Molecule: messenger RNA, 3394 nt
Organism: Tyto alba (common barn owl)
Lineage: Eukaryota; Metazoa; Chordata; Aves; Strigiformes; Tytonidae
Gene: GNB5
Product: G protein subunit beta 5
Exons: 13
Coding region: 147-1334 (395 amino acids)
Biological process (GO): G protein-coupled dopamine receptor signaling pathway; G protein-coupled receptor signaling pathway
Cellular component (GO): cytoplasm; heterotrimeric G-protein complex
Molecular function (GO): protein binding; signaling receptor complex adaptor activity
Source: RefSeq, a predicted model, not a curated record
UUGCCUUUCUACAUAAGCAGUUGCGCACAGCUUAUUUAGUUGUCUUGCGAAUCUCCGGGUCCUUGCUGUUUGAAAAGGUGGAUAAUUUUGGAUAUUUAUCAACAAGAUUAAUUGUACAGAAUUUCUCUCUCUCUCAAACUGCAAAGAUGUGUGACCAGACCUUUUUAGCUGAUGUAUUUGGUCCAUGUGACAAGUGCUCCAAAGAGAAGCCCCUUAGGCCUGUUUACGUCGAAUCAGAACAACUCAGCUACUGCUCACUAUGUGUGGAAAUGAUGGCAACCGACGGGCUGCGCGAGAACGAGACCUUGGCAUCGCUGAAAAAUGAGGCCGAGAGCCUGAAGGGCAAGCUGGAGGAGGAGCGGGCCAAGCUGCACGACGUGGAGCUUCAUCAGGUGGCAGAGCGUGUGGAGGCGCUGGGCCAGUUUGUGAUGAAGACCAGGAGGACCCUGAAGGGCCACGGGAAUAAAGUUCUCUGUAUGGACUGGUGCAAAGACAAGAGAAGAAUUGUGAGCUCUUCCCAGGAUGGGAAGGUGAUCGUCUGGGAUUCCUUCACUACCAACAAGGAACAUGCAGUGACGAUGCCAUGUACCUGGGUGAUGGCGUGUGCAUAUGCCCCAUCUGGAUGUGCCAUUGCUUGUGGUGGCCUGGACAACAAGUGUUCUGUGUACCCUCUGACAUUUGACAAAAAUGAAAAUAUGGCUGCAAAGAAGAAAUCAGUUGCAAUGCACACAAACUACUUGUCUGCCUGCAGCUUCACUAACUCAGACAUGCAGAUUCUGACAGCAAGUGGAGAUGGAACUUGUGCUCUGUGGGAUGUUGAGAGUGGUCAGCUUCUACAGAGUUUCCAUGGUCAUGGAGCUGAUGUCCUAUGCCUGGACCUGGCCCCUUCUGAAACGGGAAAUACGUUUGUCUCUGGGGGCUGUGACAAGAAAGCCAUGGUUUGGGAUAUGCGGUCUGGUCAGUGCAUCCAGUCAUUUGAAACCCAUGAUUCAGAUAUCAACAGUGUCAGAUAUUACCCAAGUGGAGAUGCUUUUGCCUCUGGUUCAGACGAUGCCACGUGUCGUUUAUAUGACCUUCGUGCAGACAGAGAAGUAGCAAUUUAUUCCAAAGAGAGCAUCAUUUUUGGAGCAUCCAGUGUGGACUUCUCUCUCAGCGGUCGCCUGCUGUUUGCAGGCUAUAAUGAUUACACCAUAAAUGUCUGGGACGUGCUGAAAGGGUCCCGUGUGUCCAUUCUGUUUGGACAUGAAAAUCGUGUCAGCACCUUGCGGGUCUCUCCUGACGGAACGGCGUUCUGCUCGGGCUCCUGGGACCACACUCUCCGAAUCUGGGCUUAACCUGAGAUCCCAUAUGCAGAAGCAAAUGAAGACUGAAACCCUGGACUACAAAAACUGCAUAAAAAAGCCACCCCUCAAAAUCAAAUAUUCGCUACACUACAAGAUACCCACAGAUUAGCACAACUAGGUAGAAAAUAUAAUCUGCUUGAACACAUAGCAAACAUCACCUUGUAGUAAAAUGAAAUGUUUUUAAUUCUGUUUUGAAACUAUCUUAUUUUAUUAGAACUAGUUUAGAUAAUUAUAAAGGAACUUUUCUCGGAAGUCACCUGUAUCAUAGAAAUGAGUAUUUCAGUGCACAUUAUGUAUUUAAUUGCAUGAAUUGAGUUCCUUUUUAAAGUAAAAAAAAAAAAAAAAAAAAAAAAAGGAGGGGGAAAAGAUUCCUGAUUUUAUCAGGGUGUAGCAUAAGACUUUGGAAACAUUCCGUAGUAGCGCAUUGAAUUCUGGUGUUGAAAAGUGGAAAGAAAAACAAUUCUGAUACUUUAUGAUGGCAUUAUGGAUGACUGAACCUUGGUAGUAAAUAGAGGAGCAAAGGACCUAAUGUGAAGGUACUGGCUGUUGUCAUAAAAUUGUAUUUUUUGUACAAAAAAGGAAUCCUUUCAAUCCCUGGUUUUGCCUACUGUCUUUUUAGAUAGAAAUAAAUAGUUAAUCUCUGUUACCUGAAUAUAGAGGAUCUAAAUAUAUACAAACUGAUAAACUGCAAAGAGGAGGGAUAUAAACAUGAUUUACAUAAUCAUGAGGUAAUAAUUAACCAGUAGUUUCUUAGAAAUUUUUAAUUGUAUCACUUGGUGAGUGAAUUUUCUUUUACUUAGAGGAAAACCACAUGCUAGGCACUAAGGAAUACUGCACGCUAAGCACUACGCACUGUUAUGGUCAAGUCUUUUCCAAGUCAGUCAUCAUCAUUCUAUGAUCAUGAUUCUUAUUUGCAUUUUGAGCAGUUUGUACCACUUUGUCAGAGCAAUGUAGCUUAAAUGUGUAUUAAGGCAGUAUAUGCCCAUUUUAAGGUCCUUCUGCAGUAUCAAAGCAGUGUAAGUUCAUGUGAAUGCGGGUCAAACCUUACAAGCCAAAUUGUACGGUUCUCACUCUAACAGUAAUCUCCCACUGGCAUGGACACAGUUUUGUUGCAGUUGGACUUGAGAAUGAACAGCCGUGCGUUGUUGAAAACCUGCUGUGAGCCACCGUCCUGGCAGCGCUUGAUACUGUGCUCACCAGAGCACAUGAGCCCAUCUGACCCGCGAGCCGCUGGGUUUCAGGGAAGCACCACAACGGCCACACUGCUGGCAGCACCCAGCCCUCUGUGUGAGCAUGGUAAUGCAAUACAAACUGGCAGGACUACCCCCAGGUGGGGCUGAUGUUGUAGAAUUAAGAUUUAAUCAGAUAAAGCUGAGAUACUGACAGGUACUGAGUCUAACCCGAGCAGAGGCACACAGGGAGAAAAGUGCUGGAGUAGUGCUGGGGGCUUGUACGUCUGGCCUUUGAAAUACAAGUGGUGAGAUACUUCUCCAAAAAGAUCAAAGAUAUGAUUUAUAUUUAGAUUGAAACAAGAGAAAACAAGCUCACUGGAGUGAGCUUGAUCACAACCUCACCGAUCACUGGAGUUGGCUGUUCACAGAAGUUUGAUGAUAAUAUCAUCAUUCUAUUGGAAAGUGUCAUUUCUUUACAAUUGUAUAAAGAUUGUAUUAGAAACGAAGUCUCCUCAUUUAUGAAAACGUUAGGGUCCAUGAAUCCAUAAGCAAUUAACCCAGGACAAUGACAUUUGUAUCAGCCUUCAGUCCCUAAUGAAAUAGUUCAGCUGUUUUCACUUGGAAAAGUCAACUCUGAUGCCUUGCAAUAUUUGUGGCAAACUAUCCUUGUAACAAACUGAAUGCACUAUGGAAAUGUCAUAUGGAGCUCACUGUGCAAUAUUAAGUCAAUACAUUGUACACAGUUGAUCAAAAGAUUAAUAUUAAUGUUUAGAUAGUAUUUAUUGGUAAGAUGUUUGUUUCAAAUAUACUACAUUGUGUUGAUACUUAUGAAUGGCCUAAAUACAAUAAAUUGUAUUUUACAUAUUGAGAACACGUAUA